AAUGCUAUACUGCACUGUAAUCUAUUGUAUGUGGAAUGCAGGUGGAUUCUAAGACCGAGCAUGAUGAUGAUGGAGAAGUGGUAUUCCUCACAGUAGUGAUUGUCUCAGCCACCAUCUUUGUCUCUGUGUGAGGUAGCAAUGAGCCUGGGGACGAGGUUACGAUAUGACUAUGAUGACCAUUAUGCUAAUAGUGAUGGAAACCAUAUUGGAAACGACGGUGACUACAACAAUGAUGAUGAUGAUGAUGAUACUGGACAGGUUUUACAGGUUGUAGACCAGCUGCAGCCAAUCUGGUGUCAGCUCUGCCUCAGCCAGUAGCACGGUGAGCGGCAGGCCAGCCACUAACAGAGCAGCCAUUCCCUGGGUCUUGAUGACUUCCAGAUGACAGCCCAGACAGCCUGGCCCGAGAGAACUCAGCACUCAGUCACAGACAGAGAGAGAGGGGGGAGGCAGAGAUAGGGUAGGGGAGGAGAGAGAGAAACAGACAGACAAAGGAAAGGAUGAAGCAGUUGCAUGUGAAGUGGUUUAGCAGUGCUCCAGUCAGCGUUCUUACCUCAUUCUCCUGAUGGUUGUUGGUACACAACUCUCUCCAGCUGGGGCCUAGCUGGCUGCUGUGAUUAGCUGGUAACUGAUCCACAUUCAGAUCCCAUUGAGACAGACAGACGACAGGGCAGUGUCAGUGUGUGUGCGCUGGGCCGAGAGUCAGCAUGAUGCAUCGUUGGGGUCUACUCAUCACUGUGUUCUACUGCCAGCUGUUCCUGUCUGCUGCUCAACACUGGAGGAAAGCCCUUUACCCAUCAGCCUUAAGAGUGAAGCGUGGCACACACUCAUUGGUCAACCCCACCUUCCAGAACUCUGUGGAAGAUGUUAACCUGCUGUUUGAGAUCCUGCUGGCAGGCCUGCAGAUCGAGGGUGAGGACAAGCCCUUCGUGAUCCCAGACAAGGAGCUGGCGUCUCUGAGGUCGGUCCAAAAGCUGGAGGUUAUCUGUGAGGACGUCCUGCCCAAGAGACUAUCCGAGAUCAGACGUCUGACCUCCCACCUGUCCCAGCGCAGAGGUGCCCUGAGCAGGGAGGACUUUGAGCGCACAGUGCUCACUAUGGUGUACACUGCCCAGACUCUGGCUCAUACCACCUCCCAACACCAGAAGGCGCUGUGGGGAGACGCCCUGCUGCAGCUGUUCAGUGCCAUACAAGAAGAUCUGACGCCCCCACCCAGGACACCUCAGCACUAGUGUUAUGGACAUGUGGACACAUUAUUUUAGAUAAUAUAAUAUACUGAUUAUUUUAUACUGUAACACAAGAGAAUUUGAAGGAUGUUUUAUAUUGUAUUCUGUUGUAUUGUAUUAUCAAAAUGACUGUUCUGAUAAUGUAAUAUGUUUGAUUAUGAUAAAAUGUUAUGAUCUAAUCAUAUUGCAAGGAGGAUGUGGGAAAAGGAGGGAUGUGAACUAUAUCUUGUUCAUGUUCUAUCUAUUGGAUUCCGCCUUGUUCCAGGACUUCAGAUGUAAACAAACAUUUUAAAUAUUUUAUCAGUCACUCUGUCAUCAUGAUUCAUUACAGGUCUUUAUCAAAUCUUCUGUCAUAAUCUUCUCAGCUGCUUAUCACAAUCACAUAAUCUUUCCCCAGCACCGUCCUAUGGCAAAAAGGAGCUUCCGAUGAAGACAGGGGUAUCAAUUUGCUCAGCUUAUUUCUCUGUAAUUGAUAUUAUAAUAAAAUAAUGAUCGAUAUUUUUAA
Messenger RNA from Oncorhynchus kisutch (coho salmon), 1731 nucleotides. Its product is annotated as protein FAM180A. The record is from RefSeq and is a predicted model, not a curated record. The coding region runs from base 708 to 1232 and encodes 174 amino acids. NCBI's taxonomy places the organism in Eukaryota, Metazoa, Chordata, Actinopteri, Salmoniformes, Salmonidae. The transcript is spliced from 3 exons.